Molecule: messenger RNA, 1701 nt
Organism: Arabidopsis thaliana (thale cress)
Lineage: Eukaryota; Viridiplantae; Streptophyta; Magnoliopsida; Brassicales; Brassicaceae
Product: FAD-binding Berberine family protein
Exons: 1
Coding region: 1-1611 (536 amino acids)
Molecular function (GO): oxidoreductase activity; FAD binding; flavin adenine dinucleotide binding
Source: RefSeq, marked reviewed
AUGAAGAUCUUUUGUUUAAUUCUCUUCUUAAUCUCCUCCUUCAUCUCUACUUCUCUUGCCGUCGAACCUCCGCCUGAAACAAUCUACCAAAACUUUCUCCAAUGUUUCACAAACCAAACAAAAGCUCCUCCUAACUCAUUAGCCGACGUCGUUUUACCAAAAACCGCUGCCGCUUUCACCCCCGUCUUACGCGCUUACAUCCGUAACGCGCGUUUCAACACCACAGCGACUCCGAAACCCGCGAUCGUAAUCGCGGCGCGUUCCGAGAGUCACGUCCAAGCUGCCGUCAUCUGCACGAAAUCGCUAAACAUCCAACUGAAAACUCGAAGCGGUGGUCAUGACUACGAAGGUGUUUCCUACAUCUCUCACGUUCCUUUCUUCGUCCUCGACAUGUCAAAUCUCCGUAACAUCACCGUCGACCCCGCCACAGAGUCUGCAUGGGUCGGUGCCGGUGCAACACUCGGUGAAGUUUACUACAGGAUUUGGGAAAAAACCAAAAGUCAUGGAUUCCCCGCCGGAGUUUGUCCCACGGUUGGAGCCGGAGGUCACAUUAGCGGUGGUGGCUACGGAAACAUGAUCCGAAAAUACGGACUCUCCGUUGAUUACGUCACCGACGCCAAAAUCGUUGAUGUUAAUGGACAGGUUCUUGAUCGGAAAGGAAUGGGAGAAGACAUGUUUUGGGCCAUUAACGGUGGAGGCGGUGCUAGCUUCGGUGUUAUCCUAGCUUUCAAGAUCAAACUCGUCCCUGUUCCACCGACCGUAACCGUUUUCAGAGUAGAGAAAAACUUAGUCGAAAAUGCUACUGAAAUGGUUCAUAAAUGGCAAUUUGUUGCACCCAAGACCGAUCCAGGUCUAUUCAUGAGGCUAUUGUUGCAGCCGGUGACUAGGAAUAAAAUGCAAACGGUUCGAGCAUCGGUUGUGGCUCUCUUCUUGGGGGACCAAAACACUGUUAUGUCUAUGCUAACCAAAGAAUUCCCGGAGCUUGGUUUGAAGAAGGAGAACUGCACGGAGAUGACUUGGAUACAGUCGGUGAUGUGGUGGGCAAACAACGAUAACGCUACGCAGAUUAAACCGGAGAUUCUACUGGACCGAAACCCUGAUAUGGCGACUUUCGGGAAAAGGAAAUCUGAUUUCGUUGAGAAAGAGAUCACUAAAGAUGGUUUAGAUUUCUUGUUCAAGAAAAUGAUUGAAGUUGGGAAGAUAGGGUUAGUGUUUAAUCCUUACGGAGGGAUAAUGAGUACGGUGGCUACAACGAAGACACCAUUCCCACAUAGGAAGAAGCUUUACAAAAUCCAGCAUUCGAUGAACUGGAAAGAUCCGGGAACCGAAGCGGAAACCAGUUUCUUGCAGAAGGCGAAAAGCUUUUAUAGCUACAUGGCUCCUUUUGUGACCAAGAACCCUAGACACACUUAUAUCAAUUACAGGGAUCUGGAUAUUGGAGUUAAUACCCCUGGCCCAAACAGUUACAGAGUAGCAGAGGUUUUCGGGAGGAUGUAUUUCGGUGAAAAUUUUGAUCGGUUGGUGAAAGUGAAAACUGCUGUGGAUCCGCAAAAUUUCUUCAGAGACGAACAGAGUAUACCUACCUUGCCUGGCAAGCCAGCUAGGCGUUAGUUUGUGUAGUCACCUUACUUGGUUCCCUUUGAUUUCCUUAACCACAAUGUAAAAUAUGUAUGCUAUCUGAAAAAUGAUAUUUCCUUUUUG